Penicillium arizonense is the source of this 1044-nucleotide messenger RNA. RefSeq names its product bifunctional (2E,6E)-farnesyl diphosphate synthase/dimethylallyltranstransferase (gene erg20). Gene Ontology annotation, molecular function: dimethylallyltranstransferase activity; (2E,6E)-farnesyl diphosphate synthase activity. Gene Ontology annotation, biological process: trans, trans-farnesyl diphosphate biosynthetic process. The record is from RefSeq and is a predicted model, not a curated record. Bases 1 to 1044 code for a protein of 347 amino acids. The transcript is spliced from 2 exons. Lineage: Eukaryota; Fungi; Ascomycota; Eurotiomycetes; Eurotiales; Aspergillaceae. Gene Ontology annotation, cellular component: cytoplasm.
AUGGCUCAAACUACCAAGCGUGCCGACUUCGAGGCCAUCUUCCCUUCCUUGGCCCAGGACAUCCUCGCCCAUGCGAAGCGCUACAACCUCCCCGCCAACGCCCUCGAGUGGUUCGAGAACUCCCUCAAUGCCAACGUUCCUGGUGGCAAGCUGAACCGUGGCCUCUCGGUCCCCGACACCGGUCUGGCUCUCCUCAAGCAGCCCCUGAGCGAUGAGCAAUUCGAGCAUCUCAGCAUCCUCGGCUGGAUGACCGAGUUGCUCCAGGCCUUCUUCCUUGUCAGCGACGAUAUUAUGGAUAGCUCCAUCACCCGCCGUGGCCAGCCCUGCUGGUACCGCCAGGAGAAGGUUGGUCUGAUUGCCAUCAACGACGCCUUCAUGUUGGAGUCGGGUAUCUACAUGAUCCUGAAGCAACGCUUCCGCUCUCACCCCGCCUACAUUGACCUCGUUGAGCUCUUCCAUGAGACCACCUGGCAGACUGAACUCGGUCAGCUGUGUGAUCUGAUCACCGCCCCCGAGGACAACGUCAACCUCGACAACUUUUCCAUGGAGAAGUACAUGUUCAUCGUCACCUACAAGACCGCCUACUACAGCUUCUACCUGCCUGUUGCUCUGGCCCUUAUCUACCUUGAACUCGCUACCCCCGAAACCCUCAAGCAGGCCGAGGACAUCCUCAUCCCCCUGGGUCAAUACUUCCAGAUCCAGGACGACUACCUUGACAACUUCGGUGACCCGGCCUUCAUUGGAAAGGUCGGUACUGAUAUCCAGGACAACAAGUGCUCGUGGCUUGUCAACCAGGCUAUCCAGCGCUGCACCCCCGAGCAGCGCAAGGUCCUUGACGCCAGCUAUGGUCGCAAGGACCGGGCCGAGGAGCUCAAGGUCAAGGCUGUCUUCAACGAGCUCGGCCUCGAGGCUGUCUAUAAGGAGUACGAGGAGAAGGUUGUUGGUGAGAUCCGUGAGAAGAUCGCCGCCGUGGAUGAGUCCAAGGGUCUGAAGAAGGAGGUCUUCGAGUCUUUCCUCGCCAAGAUCUACAAGCGCACCAAGUAG